AUGCCAUUCGCUUUCUCACUUCCUGCUCUACCUACAUACUUACUUUCAAUAGUGAGGCUAUUGUGUGGAGGUGGGUAUCAGGGAGGGUGGUGCUGGUUGGGACGUGGGGGUGGUGGUGCCGCAGUUGUCACGGUUCCUGUCCCACCCCCCCGGUGGGGUGGAGCCGCGACACAAACUAACACUCUAGAAUGUAGCAUUUUGAACGAUGCAGACAAUGGGCAGCGGCACCGGGGGCGGGACAUAGACACAGACACAGACAGACGGCGUUGGAGGAGGUCGUGUCUGGUGUCUGCUCUGCUCAGCUCAGCUAUACUCUACCCUACCAUCAUCUACUAUACUAUAUUAUACUCUAGGUGCGGCGGGGACAGGCGGCGACCAGAAGGGGAGUGGGUGAAGUGGCCACGCUCCCGCUCCUUGUUCCCGGCGCCGCGGCGAAGCUUCUGCUGCUCGGACCCCGCAGGGACCAUCACUCGAAAAAGCUCUGCCCCUGGUUUACUGGUGGUUGGGCACAGCCUGGUACCAGUUAACAACGGCCAUCUCCUUGAUCGAUGUCUUUACUCUGUCCAGGUACGUGCUCCGGGGAUCCACAGACUCCCUUCCUCCACCUGGUCACACCCAUCCCCACUGCCUCCUCCAUCUCCUCCCCACCUCUGUACUGAACACACCCUCCCACAGGACACCCAGUCACACUGAACCACCGAUAAAUAGACAAUAGACCAUAGG
Messenger RNA from Amblyraja radiata (thorny skate), 723 nucleotides. RefSeq lists its product as uncharacterized. The transcript has 3 exons. NCBI's taxonomy places the organism in Eukaryota, Metazoa, Chordata, Chondrichthyes, Rajiformes, Rajidae. Bases 1 to 693 code for a protein of 230 amino acids. The record is from RefSeq and is a predicted model, not a curated record.